GCCCUCUUUUUUUUUCUCCUCCUCACGAGCAACUCGUCCUCCGCUUUCUCUUCUUCUCAUUCGCGGUCGCAGGCGCGUUAGCCUACUUCCCUCAACUUGGGACCGCCGGCUCCGUCAACCUUUUUUUUCUUGACUUAUUUCCCCUUACUCUCCCACUCUCUCACCUCUCAACAGGCUCACUCGCGCUUCACCACACCUUACUCCCUUGUUCCUCCUGGAAGAAAACUAGGCCAACCUCCGAUAUACCCUAGAGAAAUGCCUCCGCAACUACUUCCGGCAUCCGCCGCGGCUUUUGCGCCGCGUGCAUCUUCCGUCAACGUCGUCCUUGGAUCAAAGGUCGAGCCGUGGCUUACGCAAACCCUAAAGCGCAUCAACAGGGUUAAGCGCCCACUCAACAGUGUUCCUCAGCACCAGAGGUGUCUCACAGAGACCUUGUCGUCGCCAAAUGCCAUCUGGACCCUGGCCUCAUUAAUGUUCCCAAAAUUCCCGGAGUCGGAUCUCAAGAAGGAUUCCGACCCAUUAGUUGAGGCCCUUCAGAACUUUCAGCUGGUCCACAUCGAGGCAUACAUUGUUCACGUCGACAUGGUCUUGCGCAACGAGGUCGCCUUCAAACUAACCCCGGACACUAUCGAGGCCCUUAUCGAGUACCACAAGGAGGUUCACUGCGUUGACACCAAGGCGAGCACUUAUGAGUGGUCAGAGAAGGAACAACAGUGCAAGAAGCUGCACGAGGACUUCAUUCAGGCCAUCAACCGUUACGUCUUCCGCACGCAUGUUUCUGCACUUGAGGGUUUGGAGGAGGAAGGUGCCGGCGAGCUGCUGAAUGGGAGGAGUGAGGAUGUCAAGACCGCCAUUCUGGGCCUCAUCAAGCCCCUAGUGCCUCCGCCGCCCAGGGUCGUAGAGCCUAUUCGCCAGCCGCCCCUGCUGCCAAGCUCUACCAUGAGCAUGUGGUCGCAGCCAACCAUGACCACUUCGCUGCCAGCCCCUGUAGAAUCUUGGAGGGUCCUACCAUCAAGCCCCAACGUCCCUGCAACUACAGCCGAUGCAAACAAUACCAUCUGGGCCACAAUGGGCAUGAACGAUGUCCAGUUGCCUUCACCGCCCACGCCGCCUUACAGCCAGCCACUUACAACCGCCGGUUACUUCUACAGCUCUCCUCUCGUCGCAUCACCGAUUCCCACGCUGUCGUUGCCCAGCAUGUUUACACCGCAAUGCGGUGUAGGUAUGGGCUACGGCGGCUUUGGCUGGGAUAGGUACCAAGAGUACACGACCACCAUGUGACAACCACCACAGGUCACUGGUGCAAUCUAUCCGACGGUAACAUCUCCCUGAUGAUUUACCAGCUUCCAUGCAACUCACCCAUCGGAAGCCGUUGGACAGGAUCGGAGAUGAAAAAAGAGACAAACAAACAAAAAAGAAGAAGCCCAACUCUUUCCAUUGUGGAAUCGACAACAAUAACAAGAGCGGCACCGGCGUGGCGAGCAUCCAACCCAAAGGCAUUCGGCGUUAUUUUUUGCAUCGGCUUUUGCAUCGGAGCGACUUGCGACACUCCUACUAUACCACCUGCGCGUACUUAAUUUUUUUCCCCUUGAUUUCCUUUGUCAUUUGGUCAAUAUGUUUUGGGCAAGCGAGCGUUGGGUCUGGGUCUUUCAUUUUCUCCUUUUGGGAUGCAUCGUCCACAAUAACCGCUAGCUCGGUUUCACUGCCACUUUCUUUUUUCUCUUUGCUCUCUGGACAUCUCAUCUCCUCUUUCCUACACCACUCAUCGGCUGGGUCCUGGGCGGGUUUUUGUUGCAUUAUACAGGGCGGGAUUUUCCUUAUUCGUCAUACACAAGAGGAACAUGCAGCAAUGCACCCCUUCGCUCGGCAAAAGUCCGAGACAGAACGACCAUUUCACUAUGGUUCCUUUCUACAUUUCCUACUCUUUUUUUCCCUUCCCUCCUGAACCCCCUUGCCUAACAAGGCAGAAAGAGGCUUUCUUAAGAGAUACCCCAUUUGAAGUAUGGUUUUUGGGUCACCCAAGACAUACUGCACUCGCUGUUGGAAGAGUUGUAUUUUUCUUUUGUCUACUCCUUUCUCAGAUAUCCGACCUUUGUUUUUCUUUCCUAUGUCUCACGGAUGAUUUUACGACCUUUACGACGAAUAUACCCCCGGAACGAUGAUCGCGACGACUUUUCUUGUUCAGACGACACAGAAUUCGAACCUUCUCAGCUUGAUGCUGGGCAGCAUCUUGUUUUGUUUCACGAAGGAAAAGCACGAUUACGAAAAUCGACGGAAAUUAUUCGGCCGAGGGCGGACUAGCUUGACAAGGACUGGCUCUCUUAUCAGGUCAAAGUCCAUUUUCCCCAACAAGGAUCGAUAAAACAGCGAAUCCGUGGCUGAGACGUUUACUACGUCGUGGCAGACACUGGCUGUCGACUAGGAAAUAAUCAUUGGCACACAAAAGCGAGACGGGAUCUAUCGACUUUGGAAGAAGCAUGGGGCAGGCCCAUCAAUCUGCUGGAAACGAUUGAAAAUGCGAGUUCUUGACGGUGCUGCCCUACGACUUUGCCUCUCCAGGUCCGCUGCGCCCCUGAGUCGCGUCGCGUUACAGUGAAUAUUCUGCUAGACGGAAUUUCCAGCGUGCCCAACUUGGAGGGCCUUCAGACGCGGCGCGGCCAAAGCGUGGACUUCGAGGGAGGCACAAGGCUUAGAGGCAGGCACAGAGGGGAGCAUCACAGGAGGGGUCAGGUGAUAUGCAUGUAGUCAUCUCACUACAGUCCUGAAGGCUACUCUGGAUCACACGGCGCCCCAAGAGCUGUGAUGUUCGAGAGUAGUCAAGAAGGCAAGCCGCGAGCGUGAUACUUGGCUCGUGCAGGAAGAUGCAUAACAUGUCUUGGAGUUGUGACGCAGGUCGGUGCAAAUCCUGAGACUGUGUGUCGCUUCCUGUGCAAAACCAAUAAUUACAGUCGAACUCUCUGUGAGAGGGCAUGAGAUGCUGGAGGACCUACUGCUUAAGGCGGCCUCGGACACGAGGCGAGAAGAACGCCCUGGUGGCGCUUUGUCUUCCUUGGCCCCGAGUUAAAGCUCUAUUGUUAUCGAGGCUACUAGUAGUAGUUAAUUGGACAUUAUACAUAAAAACUUUGAAAGCAACCAGUGAUUCGUCUUAGUUGACGUGAUUAAAUGUGUGUGGAGCUGUAUGUGCAUGUGUGUAUGUUGCCUCAGUUCACUCGCGAGGAAG
Molecule: messenger RNA, 3220 nt
Organism: Pyricularia oryzae 70-15
Lineage: Eukaryota; Fungi; Ascomycota; Sordariomycetes; Magnaporthales; Pyriculariaceae
Exons: 1
Coding region: 256-1281 (341 amino acids)
Source: RefSeq, a predicted model, not a curated record